This is a messenger RNA of Branchiostoma floridae (Florida lancelet), 3617 nucleotides long. RefSeq names its product kidney mitochondrial carrier protein 1-like. Gene Ontology annotation, cellular component: mitochondrial membrane. The coding region runs from base 307 to 1293 and encodes 328 amino acids. NCBI's taxonomy places the organism in Eukaryota, Metazoa, Chordata, Leptocardii, Amphioxiformes, Branchiostomatidae. The transcript is spliced from 11 exons. Gene Ontology annotation, biological process: transmembrane transport; mitochondrial transport. The record is from RefSeq and is a predicted model, not a curated record.
GUGUUGCUGCCUGUCAGAAACACCCGCCUUCAUGAUUAUCAUACAGUGUGCCCAGGCUUGAACAGACAUUUCACAGACGAGAACAUAAAAUCUUCAACAUUUUACUUCAUUCCCACCGGCGAAUCGUUUCCAGUCUGAGAUAUCUUGUGCGAUACACCUCAAGGGAGAUAUUUUGAGGGAAACAACCGCUAUUCUGUGGGAAAUAUCUUUAGUUUUGCGGCUGAAAAGAACAAAUCCUGGUAGCAGAGAGACAGUGUUGAUAUAGAACAACUGGCAUUUCUGGAGAAAGAAGUGCACAGGAAGGGAAUGUCACAACUACAACCCCUGAAUUGGAGGCCUUUCAUCCUUGGAGGACUUGCAUCAUGUACAGCAGAGUUUGGGACUUUUCCUAUAGAUACCACAAAGACAAGGCUUCAGGUCCAAGGCCAGAUUGCCAUUGAAGAUGCCAAGUUUAAACAGGUCAAGUACAGGGGCAUGCUCCAUGCCUUCAUCAAAAUUACACAAGAGGAAGGGCUUAAGGCGCUGUACUCUGGCAUUGCACCAGCUAUCCUGAGACAGGCCUCCUAUGGGACCAUUAAAAUAGGGACCUACUACUCUCUGAAGAGGGCUUUCACUGAUAAUCCUGGAGAAACAAAAUUCCAUGAGGGUCCAAGGGAUUUAGCAACUGUUGAUGUUAAACCAGAAUUUGCAUUGGAGGUUAAGAAACCAAAAAAAGAGAGCCUGGCAGUGAACCUUUUCUGUGGGAUGGCUGCUGGUGUCAUCAGUUCUUCUAUCGCAAACCCUACCGAUGUACUAAAGGUGAGAAUGCAGGCUCAGGGAUUGGCCUGUAUGGGGAAUGGCAGCAUGAUGGGAGCUUUCAUGACAAUAGCGCAGCAGGAGGGAACCAGAGGGCUGUGGAGGGGGGUUGGGCCUACCGCACAGAGAGCAGCAGUUGUUGCAGGGGUUCUGCUGUCUGUUUAUGACUGGAGCAAGAGCAAAGUGCUGGAAUCAAAAGUUCUGGAAGACACUGUUUUCACACACUUCAUAUGUAGUUUUGUUGCUGGUUUGGCCGGGACAGUGGCUUCAAACCCGAUUGAUGUAGUAAAGACUCGGAUGAUGAACCAGAGAGCCCUGAAAAAUAACCAAAAUGCUUCUACCAUCUACAAAAACUCUUGCGACUGCCUUAUCAAGACUGCGAGACAUGAAGGUGUGAAAUCACUGUACAGAGGGUUCAUCCCCAACUGGUUGAGACUCGGCCCAUGGAAUAUUAUUUUCUUCAUCACAUACGAACAGCUCAAGAGACUCAACCUCUAAGCAGGCUUUCAUCUCCAAGACGCGGCGGCAUUUCUACUAACAGAGGAGGCAAUUUCAUUGUACAGACAGCAAUAUACAAUGCAAGACUCUGCUAAGAAGCUAACAAGGCAAAUAUUUCUCCAAGCAGAAGAGUUGAGUUCAGUGCAAAAAGCUUUGGUGACUGCAACUACCAAACCAAUCAAAAACCACUAAAAAAAACAAUCUGUGUAAAGCAUCUAAAGUAUUUAAAGAUCACAUUGCAAACACAUCUACAUCAUUUGGUACAUACAUGAAAGAUAUUGUUAUAUUAGACAUAGCAGUCCUCAAGGUCCACUGCUGAACUUAACUCUGAGUUGAAAAAACACUUGGAUUGUUUGUAAAUGUUUUGAUAUUUUUUCAACAUAAAGAUGAAAUACUACAGUAACUGUAACCUUUUCUCUGUUGCCUAGCCCUGUAACCUAUAGAAACUUGGUGCUUAAAGGCUACUUAAGCUGGGAGAAGGUUACCUUGCUCUCUAAGACAUGACCGGUGUGCACAGAUAUCCUUCCAUGAGAAAACAAAAAAAAAGUUAUUAUUUUUGUAUGUUUGACAUGUCUGUAGAGGUAGAUUCAUCAGAAAGCACACAGGAUCAAAACUGUUUGCCGUAUUCAAUAGUCAAGAAUGUAGGGGUAGCAUCAAACCGCAAAAAGACCAUUUUACUUCCGCGGGAAAUUUCGAAACUGUUGGCCGGAUGUAAUUGGAAAACAGCCAUACUUGCCCUGAAACAGCUGCAUAAAUUAAAACUUUUGGCUGAAAUAAAUGCGGGCAUAUUCACAAUCAAAACUUUGGGAUACAUGUAUCUCCAUUUGAGCAUAACUAACUGAAAAAUUUCUUUUUAUAUAUUUGUUUUGUAAAUCAUGUUUUUGUGUCAUCUUAACGUGCAGUAGAUUUCAGUAUUUAAUAAAAUUUAAUUGACAAAAAGUACAUUAUAACAAACAGUUUUUUUAUGUUUUUGUAAUCUUAAAUGUGGACCUGUCACAUCCUAGAUGUUUUGGUCAUUUAAGAAAAAGAUGUGCAAUGACAGGAAAGAAGUACAUUAUUGUUAUAUAUUAAAAAAAGUACUAUGUAUAUAUGUAUCUUCUUUUACAGUAUUUUGUGCAUGUUGAUGUAUAUUCCAGCUGUCAAAUAUAUGUAUUUAUCUUAAAUUAUGUUGAGAUCCAAUAUGUGCAAAAUAGUUGGGAAAGCAAGGUAGGGAUAGGUACUAGUUGAAACAUAGUUUUUCAGGUUGCUCCUUUGUCUACUGUAGUGGCUGAAGAUUGGUACAUGUAUAAAAAGAAAGCUAUGAGAAGGGACUGUUUCGUAGGGUUUGAAGUUGCUGUUGCUGUGGCUAUGUCAGGUUUCCAAAUGACAGGUCUCCCUUUGGAUCAUAAUCUUUUCAUAAAAGCUCCUUUUGAAUGUCCAAGGCAUCUAUGAGUCCACAAGUAGAUUUGUCAAAAGUUCUGUUUAUAAAAGAUUAUGUUUGCUGACUUCAGUACUAACCAAUGCAACAUCAGGUACCAAGGAAGUUGACAUGCCGAAGGUUGAGAACUUGAGAUAUUUUGGAAAAUGACAAAGCCAGACAUGCAAAGGAUUACUUGAUGAUUAGUGAUUAGAUGAUGUGCAAGUCGUUUAUAAAGGGCUGUUGGGUUUGUUGAGGUAAAAGUGGUAAACUGGGGAAAAGGACAGAUGGCAAAGUCAAAAAGGUCACUUGAAUUUUGUUUUAUUAAUUGCAUUUUGAGAUGUUACAGCAUUCAGUAAAACAAGCUAUGUAUAUAGCUGUUGAACAAUGGAACGUGUAUUAAAUAAAAGAUGCAUGUUUAUCCACUAAAUGUAUAUUCACUAUUCCCUGCAAAACAACAGAAAAUCCACACAUAUCCAAUUAAAAGUUCUAAAAGCAAGUUACUCUAAAAUUUAAAGAAAAAUUGCUUCAACAUGCCCAGGUACAAAGUUUUUGUGUGUAAACGAGCUCAUAAAAUGACAUUUCUGUUGUAUCCAUGAUUGCCAUGUACAUGUAGCUUCAGGGAUAGUCCUAAUUUCAUAUAGUACUCGUACACAGAUGUAAAUAACUGUUAAUAUAUAUACUUCAUGUAAAGAUGCUUGGUACGUCCUUGGAUAAAGGUAGUCUUACGUUGCUUGUAUUCACACCAAUUUCUUCUGUACUUGAUGUAAGAGUCUGAAAAACAACUUCCGUUGCGGAUCGUUACAUGACCACCUGUGGCACUCUUUUUGAACACGGUGUUUAUUAGGAUAUGUCAGACAUAACGUUUGGAGUUCUCUGUACCACACAAAACGGCAAUAAAUACGGCAACCUUUGCUUACCUUUGGAA